CUUCCCCGGCCGCCAUCUUGUCGGGGCUGAGGCAGCGCCCGCCGGCCCCGCUCCGUGUGCGCGGCCUGCCUGCCCCGAGCGCCGACCCGCCAUGGCCAACAACAGCCCCGCGGUGGCGAACUGCCAGGGGCAGCAGGCGGCCCAGCACCCGCCCGGCGCCGUCCCGCCCGUGCAGCAGCCGCUGCAGAGCGGGGGCCCCAAGCCGGCGGCCUCGGGCAAGCAGGGCAACGUGCUACCGCUGUGGGGCAACGAAAAGACCAUGAACCUGAACCCCAUGAUCCUCACCAACAUCCUCUCGUCGCCCUACUUCAAGGUGCAGCUCUACGAGCUCAAGACCUACCACGAAGUGGUGGACGAGAUCUAUUUCAAGGUUACACAUGUUGAACCAUGGGAAAAGGGCAGCAGAAAAACAGCAGGCCAGACAGGGAUGUGUGGAGGGGUGCGUGGUGUUGGAACCGGAGGAAUUGUGUCUACUGCUUUUUGUCUGCUCUACAAAUUAUUUACGCUGAAGCUCACUCGUAAGCAAGUGAUGGGCCUUAUCACUCAUACAGACUCCCCAUAUAUUAGGGCUCUUGGAUUUAUGUAUAUUAGGUACACACAGCCACCUACAGAUCUAUGGGACUGGUUUGAAUCCUUUCUUGAUGAUGAAGAGGACCUGGAUGUGAAGGCAGGUGGGGGUUGCGUUAUGACCAUAGGAGAGAUGCUUCGUUCCUUCCUCACUAAGCUUGAAUGGUUUUCCACGUUGUUUCCAAGAAUUCCUGUGCCAGUCCAGAAAGCCAUUGACCAGCAAAUUAAAAGCAGACCUAGAAAAAUCAAGAAAGAUGGCAAGGAGGGGAUGGAAGAAAUAGACCGGCAUGCAGAACGUAGACGUUCAAGGUCUCCAAGGCCAAGAUCCAUCAGUCCCAGGAGGUCACCCAGAAGAUCCAGAAGCAGAAGUCACCAUCGGGAAGGCCAUGGAUCAUCUAGUUUUGAUAGAGAACUAGAAAGAGAACGAGAACGGCAGAGAUUAGAACGUGAAGCAAAGGAGAGAGAAAAAGAAAGGCGGAGAUCUCGAAGUACCGAUCGCUCACUAGAACGGAGGCGAAGCAGAAGCAGGGACAGAUACAGAAGCCGGAGUCGAAGUCGUGACAGGAAAGGAGAUAGAAGAGACAGGGAUAGGGAACGAGAGAAAGAAAAUGAACGGAGUCGGAAAAAAGAGAGAGAUUACGAUAAGGAAAGAGUUAGUGAGAGGGAAAAAGAUCGAUCUAGAGAAAGGUCAAAAGAAAGGAAAAGUAAGGGUGACACAGAGGAGAGAAGACACAAGGAUGACAAAGAUGAGAAAAAACACCGUGACGACAAGAGGGAUUCCAAAAAAGAGAGAAAGCAUAGUAGAAGUCGAAGCCGGGAAAGAAAGCAUAGGAGUAGGAGCCGAAGCAGGAAUGCAGGUAAGCGCAGCAGAAGCAGGAGCAAAGAAAAAUCAAGUAAACAUAAAAAUGAAAAUAAAGAGAAGUCAAAUAAACGAAGUAGAAGCAGAAGCAGAGGAAGAACAGAUAGUGUUGAGAAAUCAAGAAAACGAGAUCAGAGUCCCAGCAAAGAAAAAUCUAAGAAACGUAGCAGAAGCAAAGAACGUUCCCACAAACAUGAUCACAGUGAUAGCAAGGACCAUUCUGACAAACAUGAUCGACGAAGGAGCCAAAGUACAGAACGAGAGAGCCAAGAAAAGCAACAGAAAAACAAAGAUGAGACUGUGUGAAUUCUUUCAGAAGUGGAUCACAUUGAAUCCUAUAAAUGUUUGAUUAAAUCCUGCUUAUUUUUUCUUAAAGUUGAGAUUGUGCAGUAGUUGAUGAGCACUCUUCUCCAACCUCCCUCUAGGCUGCAGAUUGUCAUUUCCUAUUUUGGGUAGGGAAGUGCCUUUGUAAACCCAUUCAAUGCAUUGACGGUUUCAAACCAUUUGUUUAGUUUAAUUUGUAAUGCGGAGAUUGUUCUUGCAUUUUUAUUGUUCAGAUGUUUCUGAAAUGUACAGUCUGUACAUAUGUCCUGAAAAUGUUUUCAUUCCUUUGGCAUGGUUGCCAUGUUGGUUAAAUUUGUAUGAGGCAAUAAACUGCCACUAAUUAUA
Poecile atricapillus (Black-capped chickadee) is the source of this 2095-nucleotide messenger RNA. RefSeq names its product pre-mRNA processing factor 38B (gene PRPF38B). The record is from RefSeq and is a predicted model, not a curated record. Gene Ontology annotation, cellular component: precatalytic spliceosome. The transcript is spliced from 6 exons. The coding region runs from base 92 to 1732 and encodes 546 amino acids. Lineage: Eukaryota; Metazoa; Chordata; Aves; Passeriformes; Paridae.